This is a messenger RNA of Amorphotheca resinae ATCC 22711, 2448 nucleotides long. RefSeq lists its product as hypothetical. The transcript is spliced from 3 exons. Gene Ontology annotation, biological process: mRNA processing. Bases 82 to 2379 code for a protein of 765 amino acids. Gene Ontology annotation, molecular function: metal ion binding; RNA binding. Gene Ontology annotation, cellular component: nucleus. The record is from RefSeq and is a predicted model, not a curated record. Lineage: Eukaryota; Fungi; Ascomycota; Leotiomycetes; Helotiales; Amorphothecaceae.
CGCGAAUAAUGCGCACCUGACUUUCGACACCAAGACGCCUUUGGCGACACUUGUGUUUGAUACACGCCGGUAAUUGCGACGAUGUUAUUCCCAGAGGAAGAGGCGCCGCUGCUUAAGAAAUGGAUCGUGAAGAGGCUCGAAAAUACCUCUGACGCAGAUGCCGAUGUCCUUGCAGACUAUGUCCUUGCGCUUCUGCGCCAUGAUGGCGAUACAAAUACCGUCCGAGCCUUGUGCGAGGCCGAGAUACCUGAUUUUCUGAAAGAAGACUCUACAGUUUUCGUCCAAGAUGUUUUCGACGCGAUUCACUACAAAACCUACCUACCAGGCGCUGCACCGCCUCCUCCGAGGCCCUCGAUUCCAUUUGCGCCGCCGUUGGGACCAUCUGCCCUCCCGUAUGGCGGCCCAGGUAUGGUAGGCGCUCCUUUGGGGCCUCAGAACGGUUCGAGGAAGAGGUCAUAUAACGAUCGAGGCGAUGGAGACCCUCAAGAUAGGGGAUAUCAACCUGGAGGAGAUUUGAAUGGGAGAUUCUAUAAGCAACCGCGAAGAAGCGGAAAUAUGGGAGGACCAAUGGGUCGCGGGAAUUUCGAGAACUUCAGCAAUGGUAGAGGAGGGUUUCAAGGUCGACCACCUGCUGCGAAUCAACAAGCCGCUCCUCCGCAAGGUUUCAUGCCUAGGAUGCCGACCCCGCCUCCUGGGAUGCCUCCUAUUGAUCCGAAUAACCCGAUGGCUGCCAUACUCGCCAUGCAAGCAAUGGGCUUCCCAGUCCCCGGUUUACCCUCUUUUCCACAAGCGAAUUCAUCUGCAAAUCGGGGACCCGCACCAGCAAUGAAACAGAAGAAACAGAGAUGCCGAGAUUACGACUUGAAGGGGUUCUGUGCUAGGGGAAAUACUUGCAUGUAUGAGCAUGGACAGGACUCGAUAUAUGUUCCACCUGGCAGUGCAGGCGAUGAAUAUGAUCCGAGCAAUUCAAGCCUAAUGACCGGAAUUGAAAGCAGCAAUGGGACUCCUGCAGGAGCGUUCAACCACUUCAGAGGCAAUGACAGGGGAAGGGGACGUGGUGGGCCUAGAGGUGAUCGAGGAGGACAAUUCAAUAACCCCAACCGGCGGGGAGGCCGCGCGGAGUUUUCCUCUGAUAGGCCGAAUUUUGACAAGAGCAAGACAACUAUUGUGGUUGAAAAUAUUCCAGAAGAACGGUUUUCAGAGGAUGAAGUGCGCGCAUUCUUCUCGGAGUUUGGUGACAUAGUCGAAGUUUCAAUGCGACCCUACAAGAGACUGGCUAUUGUCAAAUUCAGUGACUGGAAUGCCGCAAAAGCUGCGUACAGCUCUCCAAAAGUCAUCUUUGAUAACAGGUUCGUCAAGGUAUACUGGUAUACUGAUCAAGAAUCGCUUCCGCAGCCACCAGCAGUUCCUACAACAAAAGGAUCGAAUGGGGAAAACGGAAAUGGCACACCCAUUCCAACCGCCGGGAGAACAACAUCAGAGCCCCAGAUUGAUAUAGAGGAGUUUACUCGAAAGCAGCAAGAAGUCCAGAAAGCCCAUGAAGAGAAGAUGAAAAAGAAGCAAGAAAUGGAAGCUGCACGAAAAGAGCUAGAGAAGAGACAGGAAGAACUCUUGAGGAGUCAGGCUGAGGAAAAGAGGAAGCUGAUGGAAAAGAUAGCCGCCAAGAGCGGAAAGUCAGCUAGUCCUGCCGGCCCAGAGAGCGGUACACCAGCCGCAUCUGAUGCCAAAUCGAGUGCGCAAACCGAGGCUCUGAAAGCACAAUUAGCUGCCCUGGAGGCUGAAGCACAGUCCUUGGGUAUCGAUACAUCUCUCACCGACGAUUCAUGGAGUGGUCGUGGUCGAGGCCGAGGACGGGGCGGUUACAGAGGAAGGGGCGCCUUCGUUCCUAGAGGCUAUCGUGGAGGCUAUCGUGGUCGUGGUGGAGCUACUUUUGGAGCAGGGCCUUCUACGUACAAGCUUGACAACCGGACCAAGAAGGUGGGCUUAACCGGCAUCGACUUCUCAGACCCAGAGAAGGAUGAGAGCCUCAGACAGUACCUCUUGGGUAUCGGCGAGUAUACCGAUAUCGAAGUAACCCCAACCCGCACCUCCAUCACCUUCAAGGACCGCUUCACUGCCGAGAAAUUCAUGUACGGUACCACCGGCGGCGAGAUCCCCUCCGUAGGCAAGGUUGAGCUCGCUUGGAUCCAAACACCUCUCCCGCCCGUGACCCUCCCUCCCAAGACGACGCCCAAGGCCGAGAACGCUGAGGAUACAGCCAUGGAUGAAGGCGAUGCUAUGGCUCACGCUUCGAGCCCGGUACGCGCCGCACAGGGUCACGAACAGCAGGAGAAUAUCGAUUACGAUGUAGCUGAUGACAAUGAGUGGGGAGUUCAAUGAAAAAGACAGCCAAUAGAGAAUUGAGGGGUUGGACUUUCAGGAUCGCGGGUUUGGUGAAAAAGGGAACAG